This is a messenger RNA of Helianthus annuus (common sunflower), 2913 nucleotides long. RefSeq names its product putative phospholipid:diacylglycerol acyltransferase 2. The record is from RefSeq and is a predicted model, not a curated record. Gene Ontology annotation, cellular component: cytoplasm. The coding region runs from base 647 to 2650 and encodes 667 amino acids. The transcript has 5 exons. Gene Ontology annotation, biological process: lipid metabolic process. NCBI's taxonomy places the organism in Eukaryota, Viridiplantae, Streptophyta, Magnoliopsida, Asterales, Asteraceae.
AAACACACAUGUAUCUCUUGUGUGUGUAAAACCCUUAUUGGUACCUCAUGUUGUAUCCCGCUAAGUGGCUAACUCUCAGACAGACCCACGUCCAUGUCCUUUCUUUCUGGUUCCUCCAAUUUAUUAUCAUUUUGUGUCUACUUUUCUUCUUUCCUCUUGGAAUCUCUGUAUUUACCAUGUCAGGAAUCACCCACAGAUUCUUUGUUAUGGGUUUGAGCAUAUUAAUUACUUUGUGUUUUAAUUUUACAAGUAUACACGUAGAAAUUUAUAACAAAGUUUCAAAAAAAGCCUAAAAUGGGUAUGUAGUGGUGGCAGCUGGGGAAGGUUUUGCAUUGAAAAAGGUUGAAAAACAACCUUGACAAGUGUCACUCAGUAGCACCUUCUAUUCCUCUCUACACAUAUAUACAUAUGCAUACAUAUGAUGACAGCUAGAUCAUCACCGCUUUUCACCGCCUACCGUUUCCCCUCAAAUUCACAAAUAUAUUUAUCAAUUUGGAGUGUGUUUUGUAAUUUGUAAGCCAAGUUUCAAUCUUUAUGCUACAAUCUGCAAAUUCCAAUCAUGGGUAGUUCUUCUUUUGGCUAAAUUCUUAUAAGAAUCGAAUCUUUUUCUAGUUUUAACUCUCUUUAUUCUUGUGGGUGAUCAUACAUGGCUUCGGUUCUUCGGUUCCGGAAGUUGUGUUUAACUACAUUAAGAAGCUAUGAACCAUCUGAAAUUACCCUCAAAGAUAACAAGCCAAAAGUUGACAAAAAACAAGAAAAAAGUCAAGUGAUUGGAAACAAGAAAGUGAGGUGGGGGUGUGUGAAUUCUUGUUGUUGGUUCAUAGGGUGUGUGUGUACAACGUGGUGGCUGUUGUUGUUUGUGUACCAUUGUGUGCCGGUUAAUUUGGGUGGGCUUAAUGGGCCUGAGCCACCUGGUGUACGGCUGAAGAAUGAAGGGUUGACUGCACUGCACCCUGUUGUUUUGAUCCCUGGGAUUGUUACUGGUGGGCUUGAGCUUUGGGAAGGGAGGCCUUGUUCACAAGGGCUUUUUCGUAAACGUGUUUGGGGAGGUAGCUUUGCUGAAGCCUUGAAGAGGCCAUUGUGUUGGUUGGAGCAUUUGUCACUGGACAAUGAAACAGGGCUUGACCCACCAGGCAUUCGGGUCAGGCCCAUUCCCGGACUUGUUGGGGCGGAUUAUUUUGCUCCAGGCUACUUCGUUUGGGCCGUUCUCAUUGAGAAUCUGGCUCAUAUCGGUUACGAAGGCAAGAAUAUGUAUAUGGCUUCUUAUGAUUGGAGACUUUCUUUUCAAAACACAGAGAUAAGGGAUCAAACACUUAGUAGAUUGAAGGCCAACAUUGAGCUGAUGUAUGCGACAAAUGGUAACAAGAAAGUGGUGGUGCUUCCACAUUCGAUGGGCGUUAACUUCUUUAUACACUUCCUUAAAUGGGUGGAAGCUCCGCCACCGAUGGGCGGUGGUGGUGGUCCAGGGUGGUGUGCCAAGUAUAUCAAAUCAAUCAUGAACAUCGGGCCCGCGUUUCUUGGUAUUCCGAAGGCUGUUAGUACCAUGUUAUCUGCUGAAGGCAGAGAAGUUGCUUUCAUCAGAGCCAUGGAUCCCGGUCUUUUAGAUUCCGAGAUUCUCGGGCUUAAAACGUUGGAACACGUGAUGCGUAUAUCUCGAACAUGGGAUUCGAUUAUUUCUCUGCUUCCUAAAGGAGGUGAGCCCAUUUGGGGUGAUUUAGAUUCGGCACCAGAAGACGAGCACCGGUGUGAUUUCGAAACGAAGAGUUACUUUCAAUCGACUUCGAGAGAAAAUAAUAACAGCAGGAACAAAGUUACGAGACCUCAGAUCGAAAUCAAUGAGCGAACGAAGUACGGAAGAAUAAUCUCGUUUGGAAAAACAGCUUCCGAGCAGCAUUCUUCAAAGCUUCAUAAACUUGCUCUAGUGGAACUUAUGCAGGCGAUUUCGAAUGCUACAUGUGGGGAGGUUUGGACCGAGUAUGGUAAAAUUAACCGAAAUAAUAUCCAGAUGUUAGCAGAUAACAAAGCAUACACUGCUGAAAGCGCCAUAGACCUUUUACGACUUGUAGCUCCAAAAUUGAUGCAACGGGCCGAGGCCCACUUGUCGCAUGGCAUAGCAACUGAUCUUGAUGACCCAAAGUAUGCUCAUUACAAGUACUGGUCCAAUCCAUUAGAAACCAAGUUGCCAGAUGCUCCGGACAUGGAGAUUUACAGUUUGUACGGUGUGGGGAUCCCGACAGAAAGAGCAUAUGUUUAUAAACUCUCGCCGGCCGACAGAUGUAACAGUAUCCCGUUCAGGAUCGACAGCUCAGCAGAGGGAGGAUGCUUACGUCGAGGGGUUUACUAUGUCGACGGUGAUGAAAGUGUACCAGUGAUAAGUGCAGGCUAUAUGUGCGCAAAAGGGUGGAGAGGAAAAACGAGGUUUAAUCCAUCAGGCAGUCCUACUUAUAUCCGCGAAUACCAACACAAAGCACCAAGUUUGCUUGAGGGCAGGGGUUUAGAAAGCGGGGGCCAUGUCGAUAUAAUGGGUAACGUUGCGUUGAUCGAGGAUGUUUUGAGGGUGGCGGCAGGAGCCUCUGGGGAGGAGAUAGGUGGUGAUCGGAUCUAUUCUGAUAUAUUAAAGAUGUCCGAGAGAGUGAAGAUCGAGCUUUGAAGCCAAGUCUGGAACCGAACCGAACUGAACCAAACCGAUAGGAGAGAUGUUGUUUUCAACAUUUGCUGGAGCUAAGGGACGAAGGAUGUUCACCGGAGCUGUGGAACUGAACUAUCUUAGGACUUUGUUGUUUUAGAUUGGGUUGCAAGUAGUUGGUCAAGGAGGGUGUUGGUAAAUGCCCUUUUUUUUAAGGAUAAUGGUGGUUGAGUAUGCUACUAUGUACCUGUGUAUAGUAUCUCAAAAUAAAGAUGUUUUUGUAGGAA